Messenger RNA from Helobdella robusta, 1878 nucleotides. RefSeq lists its product as hypothetical. The record is from RefSeq and is a predicted model, not a curated record. Gene Ontology annotation, molecular function: catalytic activity. NCBI's taxonomy places the organism in Eukaryota, Metazoa, Annelida, Clitellata, Rhynchobdellida, Glossiphoniidae. Bases 1 to 1878 code for a protein of 625 amino acids. The transcript is spliced from 6 exons.
AUGCUGAGGAUGAUAAAAUUUAAUGAAGCAUCUGGUAAAGGUAAGCCUGCUAAAAUUGGAAAUGAGGAGCGAUCGGUGGUUCUGGGAGUUUUAAAUAUCAGAUCUAUAAUAACAAAAUUCAGCUCUAUUUAUGGUUUGAUUCACGAAGGCCUAGACAUCUUUGUUUUGACGGAGAGCUGGCAUGGUUCGGCAGAUAAUAUUUCCAUUGGGUUAUCAAUGCCACCUGGCUAUCAGUUUGUAGACCGUUUAAGAUCGCACGACCCACAUCAUGGAGGUUUAAUCAUUUUUUUCCGAUCAAUUUUUAGAUAUAAAAAGAUCACUCUGCCACUGGCUACUGCUUUCGAGGUUCUGGUGGUGAAACUUAAAAUUAAUGAAUUAGAUUAUAUCCUACUGGCAAUUUACAGACCUGGAUCUGAACAAUUAACGACAUCAUUUUUUGAUGAACUGAUUUCGGUCUUAGAAUGUGUUACAAUCAUUAGUUCCCGUAUUUUGUUAGCGGGAGAUUUUAACAUUCACAUGGAGAAGUCGAACAAUCCAAACGUUGUUAAUUUACGUGAAAUAUUUGAAAUGUUUCAGUUGAUCAACCACAUAGAUGAACCAUCGCAUAUUCUAGGAGGAACGCUCGAUCUGAUUGUGACGUCACACAAUAUAGCUGUCAGUGAAGCAAAGGUUUAUCCUAGUGGAAUCUAUUCUGAUCAUGGUUUGGUACAGGUCCUGGAUAAAGAAGAUCGGUUGAAGAAUCUUGUUGCACCCAUUGAAAGUUACAUCAAGUCCGCCGAAGUACUCCUUACAUGGGAGUUUCCCUUUGCCUCUGCUUUGUUCACCAAUGCCAUCUUUGUGUUGCUCAUUUGGAUACAAGUGCAGACGAGAAAUGAAGGUGAAUUUGAUCUCAUUUCAACUGUUGCCUGGUUGGUUGUCACCUUUGAGACAAUUUGGUCAAAUGGCAUGCAAUUAAGAAAAGAUGACAGAGAUAAGUUUUUAUUAAUUGAUGAGUUACUAUCAAAUAAUUUUUCAACAAUCAUCACAGUAACAUUUGUGUUGUUGUGGCCUGUUGUGAAGUACAACAAGUUGGCUGCAUCUGUCAUCUCAUUUUUUGCUGUUUUAGAGAGAUUCUUGAAUAUUAAGAGAACUGUGAAUCCAAGAAAAGUAAGGAGACAGUUGAGAAAGCAAAUGGUAAAAGAGAAUAUUUAUGUUAGAAACAUGGAUGAGAUUGCAGAAGACCAUGGUGAUGAUUCAGAUGCGGAAUUGCGAGAGUUCAUACCCCCUGAGGAAUCUUUCCCACCUUUAAUGGAAGGAAGUAAAUAUGAUGAAAAUAUUGAUGAACAAGUGUAUGAAGAUGAAGAUAGCGAUGCUCAAGAAUUUCUACCUGAUGAAUCUAUUCUUUCUGACUCAAGAGAUGCCACUGAUGACGAAUACCUUCCUAAUGAACCUAGCUCUCUUUUCGCGGAUGAAAAAUUUGGCAGCUCAGAGCAUCCCUUGUCUGGUGAUAUGUCUGGUAAUAAAAUCAACACCAGUGACAUUAAUAAAGGAGCUGUUGCUAACACUGGAAAAGCAGCGAAAAAAGAAAAUGAUAAAGAUGCGAAUGAUGGCUUUUCUGAUGGUUUGACAUUUGAAAAUGUAGACAAAUAUGAUUAUGUUGGUGAUAUUAAACAAAAUGCUACUAGCAGGCUUGGUAGUUUCCUAAAUCAAGCAACCAACAUGGGUAAAACACUUGCUGGGUUUAGUCUGCUGAAAUAUACUUUAGGAUCCGUCAUUGGAUCAUCAACAACUGCAGAAUCAGUUAACCCUGCAAAAAAUAAUAGAGAAUCUCCAGUUGAAGAUGACCAGUUUGAUCUUAGUGGGGUAGAGUUAGAGGCUUUUGCUAUACCUGACAAUUAA